Ilex paraguariensis (yerba mate) is the source of this 1717-nucleotide messenger RNA. The record is from the annotation of a GenBank genome assembly. NCBI's taxonomy places the organism in Eukaryota, Viridiplantae, Streptophyta, Magnoliopsida, Aquifoliales, Aquifoliaceae.
GGUUUCUCAUCAUCUAACUCUCUUUCCCUCCUCCACUCCCAAGCUUCCCUCAUCCUCCACAAAUCUCUCUCUCUCUCUCUCUCUCUCUCUCCAUGAAUUGCUGAAUUGCACUGUCUCCAUAAACCCUACAAGUAAACCAAUUCAGCAAUCCAUGGCGAAAACUCUAAUUUCGUCUCCGUCAUUCAUCGGCACGCCUCUGCCCUCCCUCACUCGCCAUGGCUUUCACAUCCUCCCACGACGCAGACUCAUCGCAACCAGAGUCAAAUUCAGCUUAAAUGAGCUUCCUCCUAUUCACUCCAUCGGAAAUUCGAUCGAUUUCAGCGCAAUUGUUAGCCGAGCGGAGGGAGUUCUCUAUACGCUCGCUGAUGCUGCCGUGGCAGUUGAUUCGGCUUCAGGCGGUGCUGCCUCGGGCUCUACCGAUACCGCUGUACAGAAAAACGGAGGAUGGUUUGGUUUUAUCUCGGAUUCCAUGGAAGUUGUGUUGAAGGUACUGAAGGAUGGACUCGCUGCUGUGCAUGUGCCUUAUGCCUAUGGAUUUGCAAUUAUCCUGCUUACUGUUAUAGUUAAAAUUGUCACGCUUCCUUUGACAAAGCAACAGGUUGAAUCAACACUGGCAAUGCAAAACCUUCAACCGAAGCUCAAAGCAAUUCAACAAAGAUAUGCUGGAAAUCAGGAAAGAAUACAACUUGAGACAUCACGUCUAUACAAGCAGGCAGGGGUUAAUCCUUUGGCAGGCUGUUUCCCGACUUUGGCAACAAUUCCGGUCUGGAUAGGUUUAUAUCAAGCUCUGUCAAAUGUGGCAAAUGAGGGGCUGCUGACAGAAGGUUUCUUUUGGAUUCCCUCUUUGGGAGGCCCAACUACAAUUGCUGCUCGGCAAAGCGGAUCUGGAAUUUCUUGGCUUUUUCCAUUUGUGGAUGGCCAUCCACCAUUGGGUUGGCAUGACACCGCAGCAUACCUUGUUUUACCAGUCCUACUUGUUGUUUCUCAGUAUGUUUCGAUGGAGAUCAUGAAGCCUCCCCAAACCGAUGACCCGGCACAAAAGAACACACUUCUUGUUUUCAAGUUUCUUCCAAUCAUGAUUGGUUACUUCUCGUUGUCUGUCCCGUCGGGUUUAUCAAUAUACUGGUUUACGAACAACGUGCUCAGCACUGCGCAGCAGGUAUGGUUACGCAAACUUGGUGGUGCCAAGCCUAUUGUGAGUGAGAAUGCAAGUGGCAUCAUCAGUGCAGGUCGUGCAAAACGAUCAUCUUCUCAGCCAGAACGAACUGGAGAUAGGUUUAGACAGUUGAAAGAAGAAGAGAAGAAGAAGAAUAAAGAGACUAAGGCACUGCCUGCAGAACAGGUUCAGACUUUGGCUUCUGCGUCUGAUUCUACAGAAGACACAGAUGAAGAGACUCAGUCAAAGGACAAGGAGGUUCUGGAGGAGGCAUACGCUUCAAGAAGUAGGAAACCAGUUUCAGAUUAUUCUGGCCCAAGGAAGUCUAAGCGCUCAAAGAGGAAGCGUGCGGUAUGAAAUUAUAUACUUAUGUUGGUAGUGUCUGCUGAAUGCUGUAUAUUUAACAACUUGUAUCUUAUUUUCAAUAAAUAGUGGCCAUUUUCAUGUCGGCUCAUUCAAGGUCUAUAUAUCGUGAAAAUCAAUUGUCUAUUAGGUUGGAAAGAGCCACACACAACCUAACUCAAUUUAACUGAACAAAAACCUCUUUCCAAGCCACAUUUG